AUAUCUUUCUUUUCUCAACUCUCAUUCAUUGGAGUUCCUUCACCAUGGCUCCUCUCACAAACUUGCAUGGAGUCUCCAAAACUUUAACUCCCAUUACAUCAUGCCUUCCAAAUGCACAUAGGAAUCUAAAGAGAGGACAAGUGGUUGGAUUUCUAGGAAGCAAAACACAGGAAUUAUCAGAAUGUCAAGUUCAGACUACAAAAAGAGCAGCAGCAAUAGGCCUUGCCUCUAUAGUUCUCACAGGUCAAUUCAAUGACAAGAUUUCACUAGCUAAAGAUAAUGGCUUCUGGUAUGAUGAACCUUUGCCACAACCAACUGUCACUAACAAUAUUGCAAAUGAGAAAACGGGGACUCGUUCUUUUGUUAAGAAGGGACUCUUCAUGGCAAAUAUUGGAGUUAAAGGAAGCGUGUAUAGGAUCAAGAAAUAUGCAUUUGAUCUUCUGGCUAUGGCUGAUUUGAUUACAGAAGACACACUCAACUAUGUUAGGAGGUACCUUAGACUCAAGUCUACAUUCAUAUACUACGAUUUUGAUAAGGUUAUCUCUGCAAUUCCAGUGGAUGAAAAACAGCAACUAACUGAUAUGGCUAACAAAUUGUUUGAUAAUUUUGAAAAGCUUGAAGAAGCUACAAGGAAGAAAAGUUUACCUGAAACAAAAUCAUGCUAUCAGGAAACUGAAGUUAUGCUUAAAGAGGUCAUGGACCGGAUGACUUUGAUGUAUAAAACAAUUUGACAUGAUUUUAAUCAAGUUGUGUUACUAUUUCUCUUAUCAAAAUCAAAUUGUAUAAAACAAAUUAAGAAAUUAGUUCAA
Molecule: messenger RNA, 809 nt
Organism: Gastrolobium bilobum
Lineage: Eukaryota; Viridiplantae; Streptophyta; Magnoliopsida; Fabales; Fabaceae
Product: photosynthetic NDH subunit of lumenal location 3, chloroplastic
Exons: 3
Coding region: 45-731 (228 amino acids)
Biological process (GO): photosynthetic electron transport chain; photosynthesis
Cellular component (GO): photosystem II oxygen evolving complex; chloroplast; photosystem II
Molecular function (GO): calcium ion binding
Source: RefSeq, a predicted model, not a curated record